AUGCUCUGGUAUCUUGGUUUUGCCGUACUUGCUGUAGUCCUUUACUUCUCCCUUGGGCUCAAGGAACGAUGGCCAGAUGGCCCUCGAGGCAUACCGUUCUUAGGGGUCUUGCCGGACAAGAAGUUGACUCUUAACCAACAGCUCAGCAAGCUGGUACCUCGAUAUGGAGACUUCUUCUCAUUCAACAUGGGCAGGUCCAAAGUGGUGGUCCUCAGCAGCCCAAGAGCUGUCGAUGACCUGAUCGUCAAAAGAGGCCAGAAGUACUCUUCGCGUCCGUCUUCUUCAGCCCAGGCAAAAAUCAUUGGUCAGGGAAGGAUGGUCCAAAUGGAAUACGGUGACGAGUUCAGGAAACAUCGAAAGGUCAUCCACGGUCUCCUGGGCAUGCAAAACUCCAAGGUCUUCCUGCCCUACCAGGAAUACGAAAGCCGGCAGACUUUGAGGAACAUAUUGGAAAAUCCCAACACGUUCUAUACCGAGGUAGCACGAUACUCGGCCAGCGUCACUUUCAGCCUUCUAAUCGGAGCUCGUUUCGCCAGUAGUAGCACGCAAAUGCCAGAUGCUAUCCGCCACAUCUCUCUUGAUAUGUUUAAGAAAAUACGUCCGGGAUAUUGGCUGGCUGACUGGAUUCCGGUACUGAAUUACCUUCCCGAUGGCCUUGCACCGUGGAGAGCGGAGGCACGCAAGACUUUUGACAAUAUCCUUGGAUUCUGGGGCGUUUUCUACGACUCAAUCGUGGAUCGCAUGCACAAGGACAACGCCCCAGACUGUUUCCUGAAGCGGUUCUUGGAAAGCCCCGAGAUCACCAGCUUCUCCGAGGUCGACAAGCGCAUCAUCCUAUCCGAGCUGCUGGCGGCGGGCUCCGAGACCACAGCGACCACGCUCCAGUGGUUCUUCAAGGCGGUGGUCCUCUACCCAGACUCCGUCAAGGCAGCCCAGGAAGAGCUGGAUCGGGUUGUCGGAUCCGACCGUCUCCCGCAGUGGGAAGACCGCAACAAGUUGCCCUACAUCGCAGCGGCGAUUGAAGAAGUCCACCGGUGGGCCUCUGUGGCGCCUCUCGCCAUCUUCCAUGCCACCAGCGAGUCCGACAGCUACCGGGGCAAAGCGAUCCCCGCGAGGACAACGGUCAUCUACAACACUUCUGCGAUCCAUCACAACAGCGCCUAUUACCAGGACCACGAGAAAUUCAUUCCCGAGCGGUUCCUGUCGGAGAAAGAUCCUCGAUACCGGCCUCAACAUGCACAUGGCCCGACGCAUUAUGCCUUCGGCGUCGGAAGGAGAGAAUGCCCUGGGAAGCAUGUCGCUGACGCCUCUCUUUUCAUCGUCAUCAGCCGGCUCCUGUGGGCGUUUAACAUCGACUUGGGCUCCAAUCCCCCUCCCAGCGACGAACUCGGCGGGGGGCUCCCGAUCUUCAGACCCGUCCCGUUCGCAUGCAACAUUACUCCGAGGAGCGAGAAGGUCUCGGACCAGAUCCGCGCAGAAGCCGCGAUCCAAGACCCGGCAUUGAGGGUCGAGGAUGCCGCGCAGUACGAGCAGAGGAUCCUGACGUUUAUGGAACAACGGAAAGUCGGGGUGUGA
Fonsecaea multimorphosa CBS 102226 is the source of this 1575-nucleotide messenger RNA. RefSeq lists its product as uncharacterized. Lineage: Eukaryota; Fungi; Ascomycota; Eurotiomycetes; Chaetothyriales; Herpotrichiellaceae. The record is from RefSeq and is a predicted model, not a curated record. Gene Ontology annotation, molecular function: iron ion binding; oxidoreductase activity, acting on paired donors, with incorporation or reduction of molecular oxygen; monooxygenase activity. The transcript is spliced from 5 exons. The coding region runs from base 1 to 1575 and encodes 524 amino acids.